AUUGCUUCAGGACCUCAAAAAAAAAUAUAUAUAUUGUUUUCUUUCCAACAUUAUUAUGAAAGAACAGAUGAUGCACAUCAAUUUGUGAUUUUGCUGCGUAGCUUGCCUCAUCUUCCCUCACUUUGGAUUUGCCUACUCCAGUUUCAUUUCCAAUGGUGUGUUUGAUGGUGAUCGAUUCACCAGAGGAGGCCCUAAUCGGGACUUGCUUCAAUUGAAAAAAGCCUGCAAUGUGAGCUUUCAAGAUAUGGACUACACUAUCUUGACGACGCAAUGCAAAGGGCCAUUGUACCCGAAAGACCAAUGUUGUAAUGCACUGAAGCUGUUUGCUUGCCCUUAUACCAACGAGAUCAACGAUGCCAGCACGAACUGUGCGCAAACCAUGUUCAGUUACAUAAACCUCUAUGGCAAGUACCCUGCAGGUCUCUUUGCCAAUACUUUCAAGGAAGGCAACCACGGUCUCGAUUGCGAAGCCAGGCGCAAAAACAAUGCAGUUCCCGCCAACAACCAUUUCUUCCUAUUGCCCCUUGUGCUUGAGAUAUUCACCAUUGCAUCGUUCUUAUGACUUGAGUGGUUUUGAAGUCAAAAUCUGAAAGAACAAAAUUGAUAUGCACUAGCUUCAUUUCACAGAUUUUGGAUAUUGG
Molecule: messenger RNA, 641 nt
Organism: Linum tenue
Lineage: Eukaryota; Viridiplantae; Streptophyta; Magnoliopsida; Malpighiales; Linaceae
Source: the annotation of a GenBank genome assembly